This is a messenger RNA of Naegleria gruberi, 591 nucleotides long. RefSeq lists its product as uncharacterized. The record is from RefSeq and is a predicted model, not a curated record. The transcript has a single exon. The coding region runs from base 1 to 591 and encodes 196 amino acids. NCBI's taxonomy places the organism in Eukaryota, Heterolobosea, Eutetramitea, Acrasida, Naegleriidae.
AUGACUCUCUUAACAAAUUUCCACAACACCAACAAUUUAAUGUCAUCAUCCUCCAAUAAUAAUACUGUUUCUUCCACAAAUCACAACCGAAUAAUCUCCAUGAUGGGAACCAUCUCAUCAAAUGGUGCAACAUCCCCAACCACUGAUCUUGUAAAAAGUAAUCAUAUCAGAUAUAAUCAAUCGAUUCCAAAUCAUACUCAAACUGCAACACCAUUAGAUAAGCAAACAUUUGUCUUUGUUGAAGACAAAAUGUCAAAUCAAUACAAACAAUCCAAUCCAAAGAGAAAGAAGAAGAGUGUUCACUCAUCCAAUCCAAGUGGUGUUACCAUUUUCCAUCAUCAUCACUAUCAAGCUGCUGAUAAAUCAGCUCAAACUGGUGGUUCCUCAUCUUCAUCAUUAAUUAAGAAUGAAAAUCCAUUCAUUCAUCAUCCAACAAGUAAUAAGGUUAAAAUUGAGAAGAGAAAGAGCAAGGCAAAGAAUGGUGUGCAGUGUGUUGUAGUCAAGGAGGAAAUAGCCUCUCUCCAUGCCAAUGAUGAUACCAAGUAUGAAAUUGGUUUAGAAGAUGGCUUUACCUGGUGGUCUUGGUAUUAA